AUGCCCAACCGAAAGGCCAGUCGGAACGCCUAUUACUUCUUCGUGCAGGAGAAGAUCCCGGAGCUGCGGCGGCGAGGCCUGCCCGUGGCCCGCGUGGCCGAUGCCAUCCCCUACUGCUCGGCCGACUGGGCGCUCCUGAGCGAGGAGGAGAAGGAGAAGUACGCGGAGAUGGCGCGCGAGUGGAGAGCCGCCCAGGGCAAGGACCCGGCGCCGGUGGAGAAGCAGAAACCUGUCUGCACCCCGCUGAGGAGACCCUGCAUGCUUGUGCCCAAGCAGAACUUCUCACCCCCAGAUAUGUCGACCUUGUCUUUAAACAGUGAUCAAGCGCUCCUGGGAGGCAUCUUCUACUUCCUGAACAUCUUCAGCCACGGCGAGCUGCCCCCGCACUGCGAGCAGCGCUUCCUGCCCUGUGAGAUCGGCUGCGUCAAGUACUCGCUCCAGGACGGCAUCAUGGCAGAUUUCCACAGCUUCAUCAACCCAGGUGAAAUUCCACGAGGAUUCCGGUUUCACUGUCAGGCUGCAAGUGAUUCCAGCCACAAGAUUCCGAUUUCCAACUUUGAAUCCGGGCACGACCAGGCAACUGUGUUACAAAAUCUCUAUCGAUUCAUUCAUCCAGCCCCGGGGAUGUGGCCACCCAUCUACUGCAAGUCUGACGACAGGGCCAGAGUCAACUGGUGUUUGAAGCACAUGACCAAGGCUUCGGAAAUCCGACAAAACCUAGAGCUGCUCACCGUUGAGGACCUCGUUGUGGGGAUCUACCAGCAAAAGUUCCGCAAGGAGCCGUCCAAGACCUGGGUCCGGAGCCUCCUCGACGUGGCCAUGUGGGAUUAUUCCAGCAACACCAGGUGCAAGUGGCAUGAAGAAAAUGACAUUCUCUUCUGUGCACUAGCCGUUUGCAAGAAAAUUGCGUACUGCAUCAGUAACUCUCUGGCCACUCUCUUUGGGAUCCGGCUCACCGAGGCUCACGUUCCGCUCCAGGAUUACGAGGCCAGCAAUAGCGUGACACCCAAGAUGGUGGUACUGGACGCAGGACGUUACCAGAAGCUCCGGGUCGAGAGUCCAGGCAUCUCUCAUUUCAGCUCUUCCAUCCAGGAGCAGAGAUCCAGCACCCCCGGCGGUGACUGUCCCUCCGGAGUGCGGCUGUCGGGUGGCGGCGGCAGCAGCAGCGUCCGCGGCCGCGGGAUCACGCGCCUGCUGGAGAGCAUCUCGGGCUCGUCGGGCGGCCUGCGCAGGUUCCCCGGGUGCGAGGGCCCGCUCUCGCCCUGCGCGCCCCACAAGGACAGCUACAGAUCCUUCUCCUUCUCCUAAUGAUGGUGCUCUCGAUUUCCGGGACAGUCGCGGGCCCGCCCCUCUUCCC
Sorex fumeus (smoky shrew) is the source of this 1357-nucleotide messenger RNA. It is a transcript of the gene MAEL, whose product is annotated as maelstrom spermatogenic transposon silencer. The record is from RefSeq and is a predicted model, not a curated record. Gene Ontology annotation, biological process: negative regulation of DNA-templated transcription; piRNA processing; spermatogenesis. Gene Ontology annotation, molecular function: sequence-specific DNA binding. Lineage: Eukaryota; Metazoa; Chordata; Mammalia; Eulipotyphla; Soricidae. The transcript has 12 exons. Bases 1 to 1308 code for a protein of 435 amino acids. Gene Ontology annotation, cellular component: P granule; nucleus.